UUGGUCACUUGCUUUCUCUCUCUCGCUCUCCGUGUCGCUCCUCCGUCUUCCGCCGUCGGGGAUCGCCUCGGUCCGGAGUAUCGUCUUCGUCCUCUCCUGCCGAUUUCGUUCGGAUCGCUGCACCGCGUCGUCUCGCAUCGCGUUCGGCGAAGUGUGCUAUCGAUCUCUGAAUUGGUUGAAAGCGAAUAUGGAGUUUGAUCUCAAUGUGGUCUCAGCUGGCGAGUCCCAUGCGCCGCUGCCUAAUGUCUCUGAAUCCUCGAGCAACGCGUCGUCGGCCUGCGACGAGGACUCCCACUCUGCCAACGGUUUCGACGUCCUCGUGGGUCGCCUAAAACAGCCGAUAAGUGAUGUUGACGAUGACGAGGACGACAAUGAGGUGGUGGAGGUCGGUGGUUUGUCUCUGGAGACGAGCAAGGUGACUCGGCAGCUUUUCCCCCUAUCGUCGCCGCUGCACCCUCACGAACCCGCAAACCCUUUUGGCUUCGGUAACGAUAAGGAGAAGGUGGGGUCCGCAGCCAUGCCGGAGUUGGAGAGGAACUCAUUGCUACAGAGGCAGCAACAACUGGCGAAGAAGAGCAGACGAGGACCGAGGUCCCGUAGUUCGCAGUACCGCGGAGUUACUUUCUACAGGAGGACUGGGAGAUGGGAAUCCCACAUAUGGGAUUGCAGCAAACAAGUCUAUUUGGGAGGUUUCGAUACUGCUCAUGCUGCAGCAAGAGCAUAUGAUCGCGCAGCAAUCAAGUUCCGGGGGCUUGACGCUGACAUCAAUUUUAAUCUCAGUGAUUAUGAUGAGGAUUUGAAGCAGAUGAGAAACCUUUCCAAGGAAGAGUUUGUUCAUAUUCUUCGUCGGCAAAGCACUGGAUUUGCAAGAGGAAGCUCCAAGUACAGAGGGGUGACACUUCACAAAUGUGGCCGUUGGGAGGCUCGCAUGGGGCAGUUCCUUGGCAAAAAGUAUAUUUAUCUAGGCUUAUUUGAUAGUGAAGUUGAAGCUGCAAGAGCAUAUGACAAGGCUGCUAUCAGAUGCAAUGGAAGAGAAGCUAUCACGAAUUUUGAGCCAAGCCUUUAUGAAGAGAAGUUACUCCCUGAGACUGAGAAUGAAGAUGUAUCUGAUGAUGUUGAUUUACGCUUGAGAAUUUCUCAACCUAAUAUCCAUAGCCCAAAGAGGUGCAGCAACACUAGUACUAAUGUCAGUUGUGGCUCAAUGGAAGCUGCAAAUGCUCAGACUAAAAGCCCCAGUCAUCCUGUUACUCAUCCUCGUUUGGAUAUGGCAUCUCAGCAUCCUCGUUCUUUAAAUUAUAACCUGGGCUUCUCUCCUUCCUGUGAGAAAAGGACUCCCCAGAGACCACCCACGUUAGGGUCCCAAAUUCUCCCAGACAGGACAUGGCAUAUGCGCGGUCCGACUGCAUUGCCAUUGGGCUCUUCUGCAGCAUCAUCAGGAUUCUCUACAGCCACCGUCGCGGCGGUCUAUCCUUCUCCGCCUGCACUACCACCUCCAAACUCCGGUCGAUUCCAUUUCCUUCCAUCAGCGACCACUAGCUACUACUACAGAAACUAAUUACACUUUGGAUGACCGUCUGCGAGCUUUGAAAGUGUGUACUUGUUGCAGUAACGUUUAAGUUGUAUGAUAUUGCACUGUAGCAGCUGGUAGGUCAAGGAAAGAGAGUUAAAUGCCGAGUAGGGCUAUGCAUUCGAUGUACUAAGAUCGUAUGUAGGCUGUGAACCUGUUAUGCCUAUCCCGCUAUCCCGCUAUUUGUGUUGUUUACCAGUGUAGCUGUUCCUGCAGCUUAAAACAUGUAGUUUUUUAAAAGCUGCCCCCUUUUCGUUCAUUGGUCCGUUCCUUUGGUUCUGUGCUCGUUAACUCAUGGCAGAUUGAGGCUCCAGUAACCUCGGGCCUGAGGAAAAGACUUGCUAUGGUUGUAGUGAAUUUACCACCUGCUCCUGCUUUGCUGGUGCUGCUGUUGGUGCUGCUGCUUUCCCUUUCCUAGGAGAUCUGUGCUAGCUUUGGAAGUUGUAAGUGGCUGGCUGUGACCUCUGAAGAUUUUCCAUUGAUCUGAAAGUAAUCUUUUCUUUCUUUUAAUUAAAUGCGGUAAUGGCUCUUUUUGUCCUGUACAACAAAUGAGGGCUCCUCCGUUAGUUGCCUAACAAUUAACUGUGAAAUACGAUGGUGAAAGAUGAA
Zingiber officinale is the source of this 2176-nucleotide messenger RNA. RefSeq names its product APETALA2-like protein 2. The record is from RefSeq and is a predicted model, not a curated record. Gene Ontology annotation, molecular function: DNA-binding transcription factor activity; DNA binding. The transcript has 10 exons. Bases 188 to 1555 code for a protein of 455 amino acids. Lineage: Eukaryota; Viridiplantae; Streptophyta; Magnoliopsida; Zingiberales; Zingiberaceae. Gene Ontology annotation, biological process: regulation of DNA-templated transcription.